CUUAAGAGACAAAUCCAUUUUAUCUACCACGUGGCAAGGUGUAGAUCUGACUGAAGAUCUAUAUUAUCCACAUAACAUCUACGUGGCGAGAUGCUAUUGAACAUCUAAUAACCCAUGCAAUCCAGAACCACUUGAAUCUAUCCUUCCACUACACCAUAUGAUCAAAACUCCUAAACAACCCACCACCAUUAUCCAUCCCUUCAAUCGUUCUGAUCAGAGAGAAGCACCGAUGGCCGCUGCAACCUCAACCGUCGUCGGCUUGGCCACCUCCUCCCUCUCAUCGCCGUCGUCACUCAACCGCAAGCAAACCACCUUAAAUUCAGCCUUUUUGAGGUCUACAACAACAACAAGGAACCCUUUGAGGGUUUCACAUGCUUCAGGUGGCAAAUAUACAUGCUUUGAAAGAGACUGGCUACGUAGAGACUUGAAUGUGAUAGGAUUUGGGUUGAUCGGAUGGCUCGCACCAUCAAGCAUACCAGCAAUCAACGGUGACAGUUUGACAGGACUCUUCUUUGGAAGCAUUGGAACUGAGCUCGCUCACUUCCCCACUCCUCCAGCUCUCACUUCACAAUUUUGGUUGUGGUUGGUGACAUGGCAUUUGGGACUCUUUAUAUGCCUAACUUUUGGGCAAAUUGGGUUCAAAGGAAGGACCGAGGAUUAUUUCGAGAAGUAGAGUGACUCCGUGUGUUUGUAAAUUUCCGUUUCAAGUCCCUGAUCUUUGUUGUUUGUCUAAAUACCCCUCGUGAAGUUAUGGUUUAUCUGAUCUUCCUUUGGUGUAAUAUAUUUCUAUUGUUGCACAAAUAUCAGUAUAAUUUUCACUUUAGAAAUCUAAAAAUUAAAUAUGGUUGGUCAUGGUAAUCUUCCAAAUAUGGUAUUUGAUUGAUUAAUGCCAUUGGAUUCUAGCAUUUAAUAUGUCUUUAAAAAAAUAAAGCGAAUUAAAUAAUACAUAAUUUAAUAAGAAGCAAUGCAAGAGGCAUGCACGCAUGCACUUUCAGUGUUGUUUAUGAAAGCCUACGUGGUGUUGCAAGAUUAAUAAAAGACAUAAAUUAUAGAGUAAAUUACACGGAUAAUCUUUGUGGAUUGUGGUAAUUUGUAUAUUUGGUCUCCAAUUUUUUUUUUUUUAACUCGGACGGUUAUUAUAAUUUGGUUUUGUUGCAUCUUU
This is a messenger RNA of Lactuca saligna, 1162 nucleotides long. The record is from the annotation of a GenBank genome assembly. Lineage: Eukaryota; Viridiplantae; Streptophyta; Magnoliopsida; Asterales; Asteraceae.